Molecule: messenger RNA, 3973 nt
Organism: Sardina pilchardus (European sardine)
Lineage: Eukaryota; Metazoa; Chordata; Actinopteri; Clupeiformes; Clupeidae
Gene: styk1a
Product: serine/threonine/tyrosine kinase 1a
Exons: 10
Coding region: 214-1740 (508 amino acids)
Biological process (GO): multicellular organism development; protein phosphorylation; positive regulation of kinase activity
Cellular component (GO): signaling receptor complex; plasma membrane
Molecular function (GO): ATP binding; transmembrane receptor protein tyrosine kinase activity
Source: RefSeq, a predicted model, not a curated record
GAUUGACAGGCAGUGUGAGGGAGCGAAACCUGAGCGGAAAGCUACCAAUUAAAAAGCAAGGAUACUGUUAAGGACUGACUGGCAAUAAUGACAGCAGGAUACGAGCAGACAUGAUGGAGGGACAGGUUUUUUUGAUAUUUUUACUGGAUUCUACCAUUCUCACAUUCAGACAAAUAUCUCAAGAAUUCAGACUUGACAUGAAAGCAUGAGACGAUGUCGAACUCCACGAAUAACUCGACAGACCCGGAUGACCAGUGUGCAUCUGGAGACAGGCUAUGUGUGGUUAGAGUUCACCAGGUGGAGCUCAUAGUGGUGCCAACGCUCCUUAUGGGCAUGUUCCUCAUCGUGCUGCUGGGCCUGUGCAUUUUACGCUUCUGCUCAAAGAAACCCGCCCCUGCUCCAAGCUCACCCACGGACAUUCACUUUGAAAAUCAUCAUACGGCUACACACGGGCACAGAGAAAGUCAUCAUCAACACCAUAGAAGUCAUAAUCAACACCAUGGAGACCAUCAUCAACACCAUGGCGAUCACCAUGAACACCAUAGGCCCACUCACAAUCAUCACCCACACCAUGGCGGUCAUCAUGAACACCAUGGUCCCGAUCACAACCAGCCCCAUCAACAGAGCCAGCCACACAGGCACAGUCAAGGCCACCGCCACAGGUCCACCCACAGAAGGGACCGCCAGCACUUGCAGGGGAUUGACGCUCCUCCUGAGUUAAACCCAUUGGAGCAUGAGGUCCUCCCACUGAGGCACAGCACCCCUGCACCGGCCCCUGCAGUACCACGUCCGCCCACUGAGUGGCAGCACGGCACCUUCCAGGUGGUCCGGCCACUGCCCCUGUCCUUCUCCGUGAAGGCGGACGAUGUCGUCACCCUCUACCGCGCCCGACUGGACCGCAGAGACGUCAUCCUCAGGGUGCUGAAAGAAACAGAAGAUGCGAGAGAUCGCCAGGCUUUCCAGGGGUUCGCCAACUUCCUGUCUGAGCUGGGGCCACACCCCUUCCUGCCCAGCCUAAUGGGCGUGGUGUUCAGCCGCACGCCCCUCAUCACUGCGAUCGAGGAGCUCGAGAACAGAGACCUGCUAGGCUUCCUCUGGAAGUGUCGACAGGAUCACCCCGCAGAAGGGCCAGCAUGUGAUAUCACAGAGAGACACAUAUUCACCAUGAGCGGACACGUAGCAUCUGCCUUGGAAUACUUGCACAGCAAAAACUGUGUCCAUGGCAACAUCGGAGCCAGGAGUGUGCUGGUUGGCCGGGACCUCACGGCCAAGCUAUGGGGGCUGGGUCCCGCCUACAGGAGGAUGUCACAGCCCACUACUCCCGGCCCAUUGGAGGACAUGGAGUUGAAGAAGUGGCAGGCUCCAGAGGCAUUGGCUCGCAGGCCUGCCAGUCAAAACAGCGACAUCUGGUCCUUUGGCAUUCUUUUAUACGAAAUGAUCACCCUGGGUGAUCCACCUUUUCCAAGGAUCCUGGCAAAUGAGCUCCUCCAGCAUCUUCAGAGAGGCAGCACUCUCAAACGACCAGCACACUGUUCCAAUUCACUCUACGCCAUCAUAAAGGCCUGCUGUCAGUGGAGCCCACAAAACCGCGCCUCAUUGGCCGAAGUCCAAAGAAAGCUCCAAUCAGGAGAGAGGAGUGCAAACGCCACCACAGUGCUCCGUGUACCCGAGCCACUGGACAUUGAGAAGUACAUGAGGGAGGCGGGCUAUGGAGAAUCCUACAACUAUGCUGUCCUCUGAUAGGCUGGUCGUCAUGCCAGUACCAUUCAUGAACAGUGGAGAUUUGCUCUUGCAAUUUUUUGCACGCUGAAGAAAAUCGUCUACCACACCAGGCCCCCCGUUUAUAUGAUAUUGUAUUGUUUAUGCCAUAUACAUAUAACUGGACUGUUUUUGUGCAAUAUUUUAUGUUAUCUCCAGUGGAUAAUCCUCUGGUAAUCUGGUGAGGAGUGUGCAGGGCUGUUUUGCCCAACACCACAAUCUUUCCCGCUCUUGCAGGACUGCAAGCUGAAAUGAACAGCACUUAACACUACAUUACACUGUCAUUAUUAAAGUGUUGAUUUGCACUUAAAAGUGUGCAGCUCCUCAGUCAUCAUAAUCCCUUGUUUUUGACAGUUCCUGCUGCAUAAAGCACUGUGUUCAGAUAGCCUACUGGCCAACUCUCAGAUGGGUCUCUGCCAGACGGCUCUAGAACCUUGAAUCAGCUACGAUCUUGUUAUGCAAUGUUUCUUUUUUUUAUCAGUAAAGCUUAGGGAGCAUCCAAUCAAUGGAAUGAAAACAACAACAAAAAAAGCCAUGCCCUUGUAUUCUAUACAGCAGGUCACAUGACAACAUCAUAAAUGAAUGAGAUUUAAGUGCAGUCAGCUGCUGUUGGUCAAGUGAGUGGUGUGCAUGUAAUGCUUUAUAAGACUCAUGUCUGGUUUGAUUAAUCCUGCACUUGUUCAAGCUGAGCAACUGACCAGGGGCCAUUGUGGUGAAGGCAUUUGUGCCAUAGGCACGACACGAGACAGUUGUAGUAAGAUGGAUUCGGUGCAGCCUGUUCUGUCAGGCUUGUACUCUGUCAAUCGAUUGAUUUCUCUUCUCCAUCCUUCAGCAACAUGCGAUGAGAAAUGCCAAGGUGAACGGAUGAGGCAAGAGAACAGAGAGACAAAGGACACAGGUGGCUGAGAACAUGCACAGUGCACUGUAAAAACAUACACAUCUAAACAAGUGGUAUUAAUCACAUAUAACGAUAAAGAAAAUCUGUUUGCUAUUGUUUUUUAGAUUGAAUAAGGAACUUAGCUUUCUCUCAAAAGAUUAUUUUGAUUUAAUUUAAAAUGACUUAAAAUGAUCAAUGCAACAAAUGUACAGACAAAUUUGCUUGUUUCCGGAUGAGACGUAAGACAUAAAAUAAGUCAUAUCCUUCAUAAAUUAAGUCCAAUGACUAUGAGAAAGCACUAAGUGCAUCUCUUUAUGCUGAAAACAAUUCUAACUAGAUUUUUUCAUCUUGAAAUAAGAUUGAUAACACUUAGAUAAGCAGUUUUUGCAGUGUGAACACAAAGCGUCCUGAAUUGUGUGGCGGGGAAAGUGCAAACGGCAAAGUCUGAAAACAACCAAAGUUGUCCAAGCGCUGCCUGGAAGAAGAUAACUGGGGGCUCAAAACACCAAAGACCAUAGAGCUCUACGAUCUUUGCUCAAAACUCCAAAAGGCAAAGUUCUCGUGCAUUAAAAAGUACAGCUACUGUAUGGUGUGGCAUAAGGGAGCAGUGAGCCGACCCAUUAAUGUGUGCGCUUCAAUGUCUUGCCUAUAAUGUUGUUUAAAAGCCUGUACAGUAAUAUACCAUGUGGACUGUAUUCAGACAGAUGGCACUUUUUGACUCAUUUUAAAGGGCUUAUGCUCUGGGAUCUGCGCAGCCCCUAGAGAGACUGUUCCAGUCAUCUGCACUGAAUAGAUACCUACAUUUGAAUUUCACUGCAGCAAUGGCAUCUACUGUAGAUGAAUGGGCGGACAAAUGUUCAUGCAAAGCUGAAUCUUGAUCAGUAAAUGGUUUGUCUGUUCAGCUGAGGAGAAGCACAGUAUACACAGGAUAUAUACAAGUAUACUGUACUUACCCUAUACCUGCUGAAGAUACAGUAUGUAUACUGUACAAUGUGCUAUAUAGAACCAAAAAUGGUUCUAUUGCAUGCUUCAUAUACUGUAAGGCAGAGUGUAGAUACAGUAUAUAGAUAAUUAAAUAGAUAAUCCUGCAUACAGUUCAUGACUUUUUGCAUGGGUACUAAAAUGGCACGAGCAUUUCCUCAUUUCAUUAAUGAUGAGUUCCUCUCUCAAUCAUUCAUGUCACCUGAUGAUAGGACAAAUGGCUAUAUCAUGGAUGAAUUUCAAAGUAACAGAGAACUAUCCAUGUCAAAUUUAAAGCCUAAGAUGCAUAAUAAAAAAACAAACAAAGGCAUAGGUCUUCAGCUCAAAUAACCAUGCUGGGUCCAGUGUGACUGUUCC